Olea europaea var. sylvestris is the source of this 2321-nucleotide messenger RNA. RefSeq names its product glutamyl-tRNA(Gln) amidotransferase subunit A-like. The transcript has 13 exons. The record is from RefSeq and is a predicted model, not a curated record. Lineage: Eukaryota; Viridiplantae; Streptophyta; Magnoliopsida; Lamiales; Oleaceae. Bases 562 to 2193 code for a protein of 543 amino acids. Gene Ontology annotation, molecular function: catalytic activity.
CUUUCUGUUGUUGACCUGCAUUUCCGCAUCGAAUCCACCGCAGACCUGCUUUCUGAAUCGGAUUCUCGCUUCAAAUUCCACUGCCUACAUGGGCCUGUUUGGGAUCUGAAAGUCAAAUUAGAACAGGUGUAAGAGGAAGUCGACUUCCUGAGGAAGCACUUGUAGACGAAGCAAAGUAGAAGUAGAAGCUCCAACUAGGCCCUGACAAUGUCAAUGAAGAUGUUUGGCCUCGCUUAAAAGCGUGAUUUUUCCUGCUUUUGUGGGUAGUAAAAUAUAAUGUUCUACUAAGUUCACAGAACUUUUUGCAUUUCUGUCAUCAGGGAAUUGAUGUAUUUAUAAGUGCAAAGUUUCAGGAUUAAUGUUUGUAAAACAGGUUUGUGCAUGUAAAAAAAUCUGGAAAAUGAUGUUUGCAAGAGUCUGGGGUCAUUACCGGACGAUUAUGUCCAGGGCAGUGCGAAGUUGGAUCCCAAGAACCACCCUGAACACUCGGGAAAGAUUAAUUAUGAGUGCCUACAUACUGCAUUCGGGUUGUUGGACGCAGACAUUUUCAAUGACUCUAAGAUGCUGGAAAUUGAAAAGGGUGUGAAGGAACUUAACAUUCCUAUUACCAGAGCCAAUCGAAAAUUAGUUGCUUCCGUUAAUGGAGGAUUAGAGAAUCCAUCUUAUUUGGUUUUCAAUUCUGCAUGGAACAUUUGUCAUGCACGAAAUGCAAUUAAACAAUUCAAUUAUCCUGCUUUAUCUGGUGUACAAAGACACGGACGCGACGAAGAUAUUGCCUUUAUGAGUAUUCUUGAACUUGGACAACUUAUUAGGAGUAAAGUAAUUACAUCUGAGGAGCUUACUGGGAUCUUUCUAAAAAGACUAAAGAGAUAUGGCCCUGUCCUGGAAUCUGUUGUCACUAUCACGGAAGAAUUGGCUUACAAGCAAGCAAAACAAGCUGAUCAACUACUAGCAAAAGGAACUUAUUUGGGUCCUCUUCAUGGAAUUCCAUAUGGGCUUAAGGAUAUUAUCGCUGUACCCCAAUACAAAACAACUUGGGGCUCUGAAUCUUUUAAAGAUCAAGUGCUUGACAUUGAAGCUUGGGUGUAUAAAAGGCUUAAGUCUGCUGGGGCAGUUCUUGUCGGAAAGCUUGUGACGGGUUCACUGGCAUAUGAUGACAUUUGGUUUGGGGGUAGAACAAGAAACCCAUGGAAUAUUGAGGAAUACUCCACGGGUUCAUCAGCUGGGCCGGCGGCCUGCACCUCUGCUGGUAUGGUUCCAUUUGCAAUUGGUUCAGAAACUGCCGGAUCUAUAACUUAUCCUGCUGCCCGUUGUGGUGUGACUGCAUUGCGUCCAACUUUUGGAACUGUUGGUAGAACUGGCGUAAUGAGCAUAUCUGAGAGCUUGGAUAAACUCGGCCCUUUCUGUAGAAGUGCUGCAGAUUGUGCAGUUGUUCUGGAUUACAUCCGAGGUAAGGAUCCAGACGAUCUGUCUUCCCGAGACAUCCCUCUUGCUGAUCCAUUUGCUGUUGAUAUAACGAAGCUAACUGUCGGAUAUCUUGAAGAUGCUGAGAUGGAUGUUGUCCAGGUGCUUCGUUCAAAGGGUGUCAAUAUGGUUCCAUUUAAACUGAAUUAUACUGUGGAAUCUGUUCAAGGAAUCUUGAAUUUUACGAUGGAUGUAGAUAUGUUGGCUCACUUUGAUGAGUGGCAGCGGUCUCACCAGGAUGAUGAUUAUGAAGCUCAGGAUCAGUGGCCUCUUGAACUUCGUCGAGCACGAGUGAUAUCUGCCGUAGAUUAUGUUCAAGCACAGAGGACGCGUGGAAAACUAAUACGAGAAGUGAAAGAGAAUUUCAAAGUUAAUGCAUUCAUUGGAAAUGCAACCGAUUGGGAACGGGUUUGCAUGGGCAAUCUUGUAGGCUUUCCUGUAAUUGUUGUUCCAACUGGAUUCAAGAAAAUAUCUGAUGCCCCUUCAAAUGUUCCAACUGGAUUCAAGAAAAUAUCUGAUGCCCCUUCAAAUGAUACCCGGAGGAGAACUACAAAAACAAUGGGUAUUUAUGCACCACCAGACCAUGACCACGUAGCUUUGGCAUUGGCAAUGGCUUAUCAAUCGGUCACAGAUCAUCACAAGCAACGUCCACCAAUUGAUGACCUCGGGCCAAAUGAUUUGAUUCCAAACCCUCCCAGAGCUGUCGUGCCCCCAAGACAAUUGUUUUGAUAAAAUCACAGUUUUUCGUUUUUGGAAACUUACGACAGUUGCAUGUCUGGGAAUAUGUUAUAUGUUGAACUCAUUGCAUUUCAAUUUGAAGAAAAUCAGCUAGAAGUUGAUCUUCCAAUUCAUUAGAA